AUGAACAUGAAGUGGUUUGCAUCUUUAACCUUUUUCAUUCUUAUUGAAAGCGCCAAAUCUGAGAGUCAAGAUAUACGGGUGAAGCUCUGUGGCCGCGAGUUUAUUCGGAUGGUGGUCACGUCGUGUGGGAGCUCUCGAUUUAAACGACAUGCGCCUGAUUCCAGCCCUCUGUACACAAAGCCCGACAGAAGUCUUCAAAACCUGCUCAACGGGGAUCUCCUUGCAAACCAGAAAUGGACCCCAGCCAGUGAAGAGGAGCAGUGGAAAGAGUUUGAGCCCACUGAAAGCAUGACCGAGCAUCCCGCCUCCCACACGAGUCCAUCAGCAGAGGUUCUGUUACACUCCACAACUGUGCGGGAUGUUAGCACGUCCUCCAGAACCCGGCGUGAUGUCGGGCCAGCCGGCGUGUGCUGUACUUCGGGAUGCACUAUGAGUGAACUGAUUCAAUACUGCUAAGCUCACACUUUACUCUUAGGACAGAGAGCUUGGAUAUCCUCUCCACCACAGGAUUUCUUAAACUCUGGUAUAUUAAGUUAUUAUUCAUUAAAUAUAUACUAUGCAAGCACUAAUAUGAGAUGACUGUAAAUACAGAGUAGGCUACAUGCAUGAAAUUGUGGGUGAUUUCACAGAGCAAUUUUGUCUGUAAAUGCUAAUGAUAUAAAAUACUG
Messenger RNA from Triplophysa rosa, 668 nucleotides. RefSeq names its product insulin-like 3 (Leydig cell) (gene insl3). The transcript has 2 exons. Bases 1 to 456 code for a protein of 151 amino acids. The record is from RefSeq and is a predicted model, not a curated record. NCBI's taxonomy places the organism in Eukaryota, Metazoa, Chordata, Actinopteri, Cypriniformes, Nemacheilidae. Gene Ontology annotation, molecular function: hormone activity; G protein-coupled receptor binding. Gene Ontology annotation, cellular component: extracellular region. Gene Ontology annotation, biological process: adenylate cyclase-inhibiting G protein-coupled receptor signaling pathway.